AUGAGCUUCACUCCACCUCCACCUCCAAUGUUUGUUGGUGAAAACUACCACAUUUGGGUAGUUAAGAUGAAGACUUAUCUUCAAGCUCAAGAUUUGUUGAGUGUAGUUGAGAAUGACAUCGAACCACCUCCAUUGAGGGCCAGUCCCACGAUUGCUCAAAUGAGGCAGCAUGCUGAGGAGAGCACCAAGAAGCACAAAUCCUUGGCCUGCCUCACACCUAAGGAAGCAUGGGAGAGGCUGAAGGAGGAGUUCAUGGGAUCAGAUAAAACAAGGCAACAACAAGUGAUCAACUUGAGGAGGGACUUUGAAAACCUGAAAAUGAAAGAGUCUGAGAGCAUUAAGCAAUACUUAGACAGGAUCAUGGCCACUGUCAACAGCAUAAGGCUGCUUGGUGAAGAUUUCAGUGAUAGCAGAGUGGUUGAGAAGGUUAUCACCACACUUCCUGAGAGAUUUGAGUCCAAAAUCUCAUCACUUGAGGAUUUAAAGGACUUGACAACCAUUUUCUUGUCAGAAUUAGUGAACUCCCUUUAUGCCUUGGAGCAGAGAAGGGCCAAUAGGCAGGAAGACCAUCCUAAAGGAGCCUUCCAAGCAAAGGCCAAAGAGAAAUCCAGCACAAGUCAAAAAGAAAAGAAGCCUUGGCUUGACAAAAGGGACAAACCAAGGAGAGAUUCAGGCAAGAGAAAAUUUCCACCAUAUGUCCAUUGCAAGAAAACCACACACUCUGAAAGGUUUUGCUGGUUUAGGCCAGACAUACAAUGUAAGAGCUGCAAGCAAUUUGGCCAUGUUGAGAAAGUUUGUAAAAACAAACCAAAGGCACCAGCACAGCAGCAGAUCCAAGCCCAAGCUGCUGAGGAUCUUUAA
Gossypium arboreum is the source of this 861-nucleotide messenger RNA. RefSeq lists its product as uncharacterized. NCBI's taxonomy places the organism in Eukaryota, Viridiplantae, Streptophyta, Magnoliopsida, Malvales, Malvaceae. The record is from RefSeq and is a predicted model, not a curated record. The transcript has 2 exons. The coding region runs from base 1 to 861 and encodes 286 amino acids. Gene Ontology annotation, molecular function: zinc ion binding; nucleic acid binding.